AUGGUAACACAUCAUCACAAGGAGGUUGCAAGUGUGCAACUUAGAUGGUCAGUGCACACCGUCAACAUCUCCUCUUUUGGGUGCCCUAGGCACAACCAUUGCAAGUGCCAAAAUUUAAAGGAUUCUGAGACUGGCUAUUCAACAUGUACAUGUCCCAAUGGUUACAGCAGUAACCCAUCUACUUCGGAUGGAUGCAAAGAUAUAGACGAGUGCCAAAUGCUCCAUGUUGACGGAAAACUCAAAUAUUGUGGUGGAGGCACUUCUAUAAAUGAGCAUUGA
Molecule: messenger RNA, 279 nt
Organism: Arabis nemorensis
Lineage: Eukaryota; Viridiplantae; Streptophyta; Magnoliopsida; Brassicales; Brassicaceae
Source: the annotation of a GenBank genome assembly